Porites lobata is the source of this 3567-nucleotide messenger RNA. The record is from the annotation of a GenBank genome assembly. Lineage: Eukaryota; Metazoa; Cnidaria; Anthozoa; Scleractinia; Poritidae.
AUGAUGUGGCCUACUCCAAAUAAGGGCUAUGAUGGUCGUCACCUACUUAAGAUUUGGGAGAAAGUACGGGAAGAUUGCGCCACCAGAGAAAAACCCUUGAAGCUAGUGGGGCAUUCAACAGACUCAGCAGGAUUUUCCCUUUCGGCAUUGGUCACUCUUAUGACACCAACAGAAGCUACUGUAAAAGAAGGAAUUAUGUACUUGGGCCUCUGUAUUCCUGAUGAGAGGUUUGUGGCUCCUUACUUUUGGUCUCUCCCCAGUAUUGCAUACUCAGACUUUGACCACCUGAGAAGAACACUUUUACGAAAUCUGAAAUAUGACACACGUGACCUGACAAUGUAUAAGGAUGGCAAUGGCACUAUGGUGGCCACCAUCAAUCACCUACAUGAACUUAUGGAAAUAUGUCUACAACAAGGAGAAGCAAUACCGUUCCUGGCUCAAGAUCUAGUGCUGAUCAACUUUUUUGAUCAAAGACCAGAUACUGCCAACAGAAUAUUUUCCCUCAAAGUUGCUGAAAUGCUGGAAAGUCAUGUCAGAGGAUCACAGGCUACAUGCCUUUACAUCAUCGCAGCCUACCAUCUCACCGAACCAUUUUAUAAUGUAGAAUUUGGUACACCAGAACAGAUCCAAAUGUCUGUGUCUACAGGAAUCACCAUUUUCCGUUUAUGGCGCAGAUACCUUGAGUUGAAGAAGAUGCGCCUACAUGCUCUUCCAAAUGCGUCCAAAAUAAAGGAAAAAAGAGGACAUUUUCUUACUUAUGGUGCUUACACGACUGCUGAACUAAUCUUCUCUGCUGCUUCUUUACAUUGCCUUGCAAUGUUUUUGCACUUCAAAGACCUUGGCCCAUCACUAUGCUCCCCUAACCGUUCUGGUACAAUUUCAACGGAAAAAAUCAUUGGCCAGUUACAAGGGAAAACUACUAAUAUCCAAACUUUGGACACAUCACCAACAUUUGGCGAUAUGUUAAAUCGUUCAAAGGAUCUGCAAUUUAUAACAGAAGCUAUAAAUGACUUGUCCUCCUAUGAAGGAGUCAGAAUACCAUCAACUAGCAAUAGGAAAACAUCACAUUUCCGUUCAACUAGCAACCCACAACCUACAAACUACCAGUACCCUGACAGUUACCAGGAAUUCCUUAAAAAGCAGCAGGAUAUGCAUAAGAGGGGGGUUAAAAGAGCACAGGAACUUAUAAAUAAGUUUCUUCCUGAGGAUUUUUCAACUCUUUUAGAGUCACAUGGGGUAUGGGAUUUACCUUAUUCUUUUAAGAAGCCAACAGGUAUAAAGAUGGUAAGUGUAGGCCCUCCACCUAAAGAAUACAAUAAAUUACAUGUAUCAUUAUCCUCAAGUGCUGAUUCAGCAGCUGUCAUUAGCAACACCGAGGAAGAAAAUGCAACUGACAUCGACGACGUGCAAGUGGAAGAAGAAGAACAACCAAAAGGGUCAACAACAGACAGCAAGGAUAGCGAUCCUUCAUCACACACUUCUGUCAGCGAUGUUGAAGAUAGCGAUAGUGACCACGAUGAUCACAACAGUGAUACAGGUAAAAGUGUCCCACCCAACAUGAGAUGGUAUAUUAAAAAGGAUGGAAAUAAUGUGCACAUCUCCAAAGCUCUUAAAGUUCUGUUACCUAGGGAGUACAUCUCAAAAGAACGAUCCAGAAGACACUGGGUAGGAAAAUCCCUUAUUCAAGCUUGGAGUAAGAUAGAUAAAAGUCAUGAUGUGAUCAGGUUCCGGGACGUGGCUGUAAGGGUCAAAGACCAGGUGGAGUUCUUGCACAUUCUCUCUAUACAAUCAGAGGAGGUGAAAGAACAGAUAAGUGCAAAUUCGAAAAAUAAAGGGUCAGUGAGAGGUCGACCAUACACUGAAGUAAGUCAAGGUAAAUAUGAUGUUCCUUACAAGAUUUUAUUGUCCAAGUGGAUCCCUCUCAAUAAAGUGCUUUGUGAAAUUGAAAUGGUGAAGAAUGAGGAUGGCACAUCUUCAUUAUCUGAGGACAGCAUUGCCAAACUGCAACUGAAGGAAAAAGACAACCUGAAAAUUGCUAGCACUGCAGAUACAAAUACUGAUGAUGACUACUAUGAGGUGGAAAAGGUUUUAGAAGUAAGACUCAACAAGCAGUUCCACUCAGAAGAAUACAAAGUUAGGUUUAAAGGAUACACCUCUGAUGAUGACAUGUGGCUGCCAAGCUCUGCUUUUAAAGAGCCUGUCACUUUCCACACCGUUUCAAAAAGGGGUCGUCUGAGAAAGCAUAGGAUGAAAGAGGGAUCAUCAGCUCCUGAAACCCAAGGAAAUAAUCCAAGAAAGACUCCUACAGAGACUAACCUUAAAAGGAAAUAUGUCCAUGAAUUAAAGACAGGUAAUACAAAUAAUCAUUUUAUACAACUGUAUUCUUUUAUAAUCGCUAUAAUAGGAAUUGGAGCAGAUAACCUACCUCUCUAUGUAGCCAGUAUAAUAUCUUAUCUAAUUUGUUUAAGAUCACACAGAGGCAACAGCAGACAUGGACACUGAUGGAAUCCCCUGUAAUCUAAAGCUAAUGUGCUAGACAUUGUAAUAGUAAUCUGAUCUGGGAGAUCAUGGUAGCAAUUAGAUUGAAAUAAAGCCUCUGAUACCUAAUUUCUGUUAUUCUUUCAGAGGAAUAUACAGGAAGGAAGAAAAUAAAGCUCUUGAAAGAAGACUCAGCUAAAGGUAUAAUCCAAUCCAACAAAUCAUGUUAUGAAUAAAGGGACAGCUAAUCAAAAAGCCCGCACUAAAAUACCUACAGUAUAUAAUUUUCUGUAAAUUUUACACAAUUCUCAUUCUGUCUGGACACAUUCCUUUACUUAACAGUUGUGAGAAAGUUCUCUUUGCUCAUUUUUGCUCGUUUUCCUACACAAAUCACUGACAAAAUGACAGAAGAUUUAUGGAAAUGAAAAUGUAAAAGUAAUGACUAAUAUUUCAAGUAGAGUUAGUUAACUUUGUUAACCCCUCUAAUUAAUUUUCAAUGCAAUGAAUAUAUUUCUGUAUUACAGAUGGCAAGGGAGACAAGGAGAGAGGGUCCAAAAGAAAAAAAGAUGUCUCAUGCUCUGCAAAAAGGUACUACAUGUAAGAAUUGUUUUAUGACAAAAGACCUGGAACUACAGAGUUCUUUUCCAUAAAAGAAUCGUAACCCGACAAUACCCCGAUUGCCUGAGGCCUAGAUAUUACAUGGCUAUUGUCAUGGAUGAUUUCUUUAAGGUGCGUGUAGAUUCAUAUGGGCUACAAAAUAGCAUAAUAAAGGAUUUAAAAACACUGAAGUGGCUCAUGUCAUGUUCUGGUACGUUCUCCUUACAUAUAGGUAAGAAGCCUAAAAAAGGAAAGCAAUCGAGAGAUGGAAGACAUUUUCGCCAAACAGUUAACCAGAUGACAGGUAUCAGAGAUGAUUACCUGUCUUCAGAAGAUGAAGAAGAUUCAAAAAAACUGGUCACCUUUGCAUCUACCCAUCAGGGUGACAGUGAUCAACCUCUCUACCACUAUCCAGGUCAACAGUGUGCUGGAAUUGCUUUCAUAUCCCUUCUCUAUAGCACCAUUCUUCCAGUUGCUUCUUGGAAGAAAUGA